UACUGAAAGUGCCGCUGUUAAACAAACACUGACAUCAAUUAGCAAACGCCGUGCUGACAUCAGGCAAUUUAACGAAACUUUACCUGAACGCAAAAUAGGUUGUAUCCACGGAGAUAUUGUACCAGAAGAUUUUCGGAUUUCAGGAGAAACGCAUACGCGCCGCUAAAAUCUGUUCUUUACACUGACGAUGAAGAUAAAUUUGUAAGAUGGAGGAGCAGCAGCAGGAGGUCAUUACCAGGCUGCAGAGGGCGUUCCGCUCCAGGGUCACGCGCCCGGUGCAGUUUCGCCUGGCUCAACUGGAGGCUCUUCACAGGCUUGUGGCCGAGAGCGAGGAUCAGAUCGUGGCAGCGCUGCACCAGGACUUGGGCAAGCCUAAGUUUGAGGCGGUGCUGUCUGAUAUCGAAAUGGUGAAUAAUGAGAUCGUCUUCGCCAUAAAUAACCUCCAGAGCUGGUUGCAGCCCGAAUACGUGGAAAAAAACCUGGCUACAAAGCUGGAUGAUUGUUUUGUUCGGAGAGAGCCCCUGGGUGUGGUUUUGAUUAUUGGGGCAUGGAAUUACCCUAUCCAAGUCACCUUGUCGCCCCUGGUUGCGGCAAUAGCUGCAGGAAACUGUGCAAUUCUCAAGCCAUCCGAAGUCAGCCAGGCAACAGAGAAGCUUUUGGCCAAGCUCAUCCCAAAGUACCUGUCUCAGGAAUGCUACGCUGUGUUGUGCGGGGGAGCUGAGGAAACCAAGAAACUGCUGGAGAAUCAAUUCGAUCACAUCUUCUACACAGGAUCCCAGCCAGUAGCUCGUAGUAUCCUGCAGGCUGCAGCAGUGCACCUGACCCCGGUCACUCUGGAGCUGGGGGGAAAGUGCCCCUGCCUCAUCUACGGGAACCUGGACAUCACGGCUGCUGCCAAGCGGCUGGCCUGGUCCAAGUUCUUCAACGUGGGUCAGAGCUGCGUGGCGCCCGACUACGUCCUCUGCACCACCCAGAUGCGGGACGACCUGCUCCCCGCCCUGCGGGACGCCCUGGAGGCCUUCUACACCUCGGAGCCCCAGAAGUCCCCCGACAUGGGCCGCAUCGUGACCGGCCGGCACUGGAAGAGGCUGAUCGACAUGCUGAAGAAGUCAGCCGGGAAGGUGGUGAUCGGGGGCCAGAGCGACGAACAGGAGAGAUACAUCGCUCCUACGGUGCUGGUGGACGUCCCAGAGGACGAUGUGCUUAUGGACGGGGAGAUCUUCGGACCCAUCCUGCCUAUCCUCACCAUCCAGACCCUGGAAGAGGGGAUCGAUUUCAUGAACCGCAGAGAGAAGCCUCUGGCCCUGUACGUCUUCUCCGACGAGUCAAAGGUGGUUCAGACUGUUUUGGAGCACACGAGUAGUGGGGGAUUCUGCUCAAAUGAUGGCAUAGUCCACAUGGCCCUUCAGGGCCUGCCCUUCGGUGGAGUAGGGACCAGCGGGAUGGGCAGCUACCACGGACGCUGGGGCUUCGAGACUUUCAGCCACAGACGGGGGUGCAUGAUGCGGAGCUGGCUGCUGGAGCCCAUCAACGUGCUGCGCUACCCCCCGUACCAGGACCGCAGCCUGGGCUGGCUGCGCUGGGCCACCACCGUCCGGAAGAAAGGGUGGGGGAGCUGCACCGUCAUGUGAUCACCUCCCGUAUCCCAGCAUGCACCUCCCCGUAGCCUUCCGCGCUCCCACUAUCCGGCUGUAAUGAGGUUUCAGGCCACAUGCUCUCGCUCACUACGGCAGGAGGAUUUCUCAUUUAAUCCUGAGGGUUAAUUGUGCCUGAAUAUACCGGUUGUUUUUUUUGUUUAGUUUUUUUCCUUUGGGAAGUGGGAUUUUUUUUUUUUUUCUCUGAUCAAUGUAACUGCCAAGUGAUUUAACUAUUUCCUACCUCUUUGUGUGCAAGGGUCACACAACCAGUUUUUUUAGACCCCUGAAUGCUUAGCGUGAAGACUUCCUCAGUCCGUCUGUUCAGUCUGCUGCUACUAAAAGGGCUGUUUCAUUGGACGACGCACUCCGCAUCUGCCUCUGAUUAGCCCUUGCAUAGGCUGCACACUGAAGUGUUAAGGGUGAGGAAGAUAACUUGCCUGUCAAGCCAGGGGUUUAAAUGGUGGAAAACUGUUACACUAGUUUAAAAUGCAUAUCUCUCUUAACCAAACUCCUAUGUUUCUGAGUCUCACUGGCACGCCUUGGUGUCUGGACUGCCUUUAUGGCUUACAAAUCUUUUUACUUGUGGACCACCAAGAAAAUACUGAAACGGUUUAAGAGACGAAGGCUCUGAACUUUAAUACCGUGUGACAAUGCUUUGUAGUGCUGUGUUCGUUACAUUGGCCGUGCCAGUCGUAGUUCAGUGUUUGAGCUGCAAAUCUCCAGAAUGAAUGGUGUGUACAGCAGCGCGUCCAGGUCCAGCGAGCUUCACGCCACGCGUCCAUACAUGGCUGAGUGACACUGCUACCGACGCCAAUUCCUACAAUAACUCGCGUGUUUGUUACCGCUUUUGCAUUUUGUCUUUUGUAAAGAAAAUAUAAUUUUAACUAAUAAAAAAAAUGUACUAUUGAUCAAUA
Messenger RNA from Conger conger (European conger), 2551 nucleotides. RefSeq names its product aldehyde dehydrogenase 3 family, member B1 (gene aldh3b1). The transcript has 10 exons. Gene Ontology annotation, biological process: aldehyde metabolic process. Gene Ontology annotation, cellular component: cytoplasm. The coding region runs from base 207 to 1631 and encodes 474 amino acids. The record is from RefSeq and is a predicted model, not a curated record. Gene Ontology annotation, molecular function: aldehyde dehydrogenase (NAD+) activity. NCBI's taxonomy places the organism in Eukaryota, Metazoa, Chordata, Actinopteri, Anguilliformes, Congridae.